Messenger RNA from Gloeophyllum trabeum ATCC 11539, 2208 nucleotides. RefSeq lists its product as uncharacterized. Bases 54 to 2012 code for a protein of 652 amino acids. Lineage: Eukaryota; Fungi; Basidiomycota; Agaricomycetes; Gloeophyllales; Gloeophyllaceae. The transcript is spliced from 8 exons. The record is from RefSeq and is a predicted model, not a curated record.
GCUGAAAGCAAGAGCAUACGAAUCCUUUCUUCUCAUCUUCUGUCUCACUUGUAAUGGACGCGGCUCAGCAGCAGAGCUCGCAGCCGAGUACGAGCGCAACGUCAGUCAAUCCCGCAAAGAACGAUGACAGCCUGCGAGCCGAGGUCUUAGAAAUUCUGUCAAACACAGCGAAUGGGUGUCUAGCAGAGUUGGGAUAUUAUCCGGGCAUAGUCCCGAGGUUGAGGGACGCGGAGGCCAAGCUGGCGCAGUUGCAGUCUACCAACUCCAGUCUUUGGGAGGAUAACCGACGGCUCGCACAAAGCUUGGACGUUCUAAAAACGCGAAUGACGGCGAUGAGAGCAGGAAAGGACGAUCAUGUGCAAGCUGUCCUAGCGCUCCAGGCCGAGAACAGAGCACUUAGGGGCGAGGUCGACGCGUUCCUGCGCUUGGCUGCGGCUGAGAAAGGACAGAAGAUGCAACUCCUGAUGCAGGAGUUCGAUACACUCACCCGCAAGCAUCAAAUGGCGUUGAAGGAUAUUUCGAUCCUGCACAACAAUCUCAUCGCGCUUCUAACCGCCCAAAAUCCUCCGUCGAAUAAUGGCGUUGAACCGCCUCCCCCUCCCCCUCCGGCGCAAGGUCAACCUCAACCACAUAGCAUGCCACAGCAGCAAGGACAACACACGACAUCGCAGCCUAAUGUAAUACCUGUGGCGGUACCUGUCAGACGUGUCUCUCAAGAUAUGACACAGACCCGACGUUCGUCGGACAUGACUCACCAUCACCAUGCUCAACACUCCGCUCCCGCGGGGCGCAUGCAUGGCGUACAGGUCAUGCCGCAACAGGUUUUUCAUCCGGUUCCGGCACAACAGCCGAAACAUCCGGGGGACGUGGUGUACCAGCCAGGGACUGGCGCACCCCACCCAGACCCUCGAUCCACGGUAUAUGCCAAUGCGCCCCCCCUUGUCCAAGUGCCGCAGUAUGGGCCCGCGCGUCCUCACUAUGUGCCACCGCAGCAGGUGAUCGGACAAUAUUCUCCAGCGCACGGUCAACCUAUGCAAUACCAAGUAGCCCAUAACCCCCACCUCCAGAAUCGUGCGCAGCACACGGUCUACCCAUCGAAUGCAGUUCCCCAUCCCGGUGUGAUGAAUCCUGGCAUAGUACCAUCUCAACCACAGGCUCCCCCGUAUCCACAUGCGCAUCAGCCACCUGGUCCCCCUCACGGUUACUAUGUGCCAGUGCCAUCACAACAAACGGGUGCUCCUGAUGUAAUUGGUAGACCUCCGAUGCACGCAGCCCCGCGGUCACAUCAUUCAACUCCAAACAGCUCGCGACCGUCCUCGAGUCAUAGCAGCACGUAUCCAAUACGGCCUCUAUCUAUUAACACUCAAGUAUCCUCAGGUGGCCCGGUAUACGCGGGUCAUCCUCACAUGCGGCAGAUGCCUCAGAGACGCGCGUCCCAGAACGCUUACCCUAUAACCCCGUCUACGCCUAGCAUGAAUUUGCCUGAACUCGAGGCCCAGUACCCCCCUACUCCGUUGUCAGCGCGCACGGCGGACUCUCCCCAGAAGGUGUCCCCAUCUGCCCUUGGGUCUACGAGGCCCCGGGAGGUCGUUGACCUCACGAGUGUUGACGAGCCGGAACCCAAGCGACCUCGGCUGGAGGAGACCGCCCCGGCUCAGCCGACUCCCCCACCAUCGUCCGGUCCGAAUGGCCCUGAAGGUCCCGUGAAGGAGGAGUCGACUAAAGAAGAAUCAAAUACGUCAGCGAGUCAACCUGGCGAAGAGGCGGACGAAGAUGUCCCUUCUUUUGAGGACUGCGUGCAGACCCUAUUCGUGCUGGUUGAGCCGAGUACGCCGGAGAAGGGGAAGAUCUGCUAUCUGUGCAAACAUCGAUACGAGAAUAAGAUCGACCCUAACCCGCCCUCGGUGUUCACUAAUCCUACGCUAAACGAGCAAGUCGAGCAUGCUAAAACGGAGCACCCUACCGUCUGGGAACAUCUCCGUCUCAAUGGCGAUUCCUUGGAUCCCGAAUGAAGUAUCGAACUCCCGUGCCCGCCCGCGCCUUCGCCUCUAGGUCUAUCUGUUGUGCCUUAUUCUUAUUUCAACCAUCUGGUGCUAGUGAAUUCUCAUGAUACCCAUAUGCACUAAUCGCGCCUCUUUCCGUGAAGAGAGGAAUCGAAUGUUAUGAUUUGUUGUAAUCAGCGUAAUGUGAAAUAAUUCUUGCCAGCGA